AUGCCACCUAGUUCAAAUACAAGUAAGGUGAGAAAGCCCCAGAGCAAUACUUUUGAUGGGAAACAUAUAAGUGCUAAGAAAGCAGCAAGUUACCUCCAUUCAGUAAAAGAACAGAACAAUUUACUUUCCAAUGUUACUAGAAUUGUUUCUCCUACGCAAACAAACAGCCCAACAACAAUAACAACAACAACAGUAACUCGUGAUGAGCCGAAUUGGAACAAAAAACAUUUUCGGUUGUUUGUGGGGAACUUGGGUCCCGAUGCAACAGAUGAGUUGCUAAGGAACGCAUUCCAAAAAUAUACUACUUUAAGUAAUGUCCAUGUUCCCAUAGAUUCAAAGUCCAAAAAGCCACGAGGGUUUGGAUUUGUCGCAUUUGCUAGUGCAAAUGACUAUUUACAAGCUUUUAAGGAUAUGAAUGGGAAGUACAUUGGUCAGUAUCCUGUACAAUUGAAAAGAGCUGAAUCUAAUGUGCCAAAGAAACAGAAGAAAAUGAAGCAAUGA
Molecule: messenger RNA, 501 nt
Organism: Lodderomyces oxycetoniae
Lineage: Eukaryota; Fungi; Ascomycota; Pichiomycetes; Serinales; Debaryomycetaceae
Exons: 1
Coding region: 1-501 (166 amino acids)
Molecular function (GO): mRNA binding
Source: RefSeq, a predicted model, not a curated record